AUGGCCAAUUUAGAGGAGACUAACACAUUUAAUCAUAUUGCUAGAGAAAGAAGGCAAGUCAAUGCUCUGCCAUUGGUUUAUCCAUAUGGAGGAACUUAUAAGCUUCUAAUUGGUUUUGCAUCGCCAAUUCCGACUGACGAUUACAUCAGUCUCCUGUUCGCUGCUAACUUUCAAUAUCAAUACCUUCAAUUCACAAAUAUAUCUCAACUAUCGAAAUACUACUUCAUCAACACAGUCUCGAGAGAACAAAGGGAAGCUGACCUAAUAGCACGAAGGGAUGAAAGGCUCAUAUUUUAUAGAGCUGUGGCUAAUAUGAUGCAAAUGCCAGACUACGGGCAUUCACCGUUCGAAGAGAACGACCCGGAUUGGGAGGAAGCUAUGUCAACGUACAAGGAUGCCGCCACCGCCGGCCGCCAGAUGUUUGACUGUGGCUACAUAUACAGCGGCUGUCCGCAAGGACAGGGUGUACUCGACUUUAUUACUACGCUUAGAGAUGAA
Molecule: messenger RNA, 498 nt
Organism: Brenthis ino (lesser marbled fritillary)
Lineage: Eukaryota; Metazoa; Arthropoda; Insecta; Lepidoptera; Nymphalidae
Source: the annotation of a GenBank genome assembly